Messenger RNA from Auxenochlorella protothecoides, 2067 nucleotides. Its product is annotated as Eukaryotic translation initiation factor 3 subunit B. The record is from RefSeq and is a predicted model, not a curated record. NCBI's taxonomy places the organism in Eukaryota, Viridiplantae, Chlorophyta, Trebouxiophyceae, Chlorellales, Chlorellaceae. Gene Ontology annotation, cellular component: eukaryotic translation initiation factor 3 complex. The coding region runs from base 1 to 2067 and encodes 688 amino acids. The transcript is spliced from 7 exons. Gene Ontology annotation, molecular function: translation initiation factor binding; RNA binding; translation initiation factor activity. Gene Ontology annotation, biological process: translational initiation.
AUGUCCCUGGCUCUGAAGCCCGAUGAGGAGAAGAUGUUCGAGGGCCAGCCCCAGGGCUUCCCAUUUGGCGACUUUGACCUGGAGGAUGUGAUGCUGCCCGAGGUGGUGGACGGCGUGCCCAAGGUGUCCCAGGAAAAGUACCAGAAGCUGACCAGCAUCCUGACCAAGAUCCUGAGCGGCCCCGGCCACAUCCGCGAGAACGGGCUGUGGCACCCCGUGGACGAGGCCACCGGCCUGUCCAAGGGCUGCGUGUUCGUGGAGUACGAGACCCCCGACCAGGCCCGCGCCGCGCAGGCCGCGCUGCACGGCUACGCGCUGGACAAGGCGCACAAGUUCUCCGCCACGCUGUACGACGAGGCGGAGCGGCUGGCUGCCGUGCCCGACGAGUACGUGGCCCCCGAGCCGCGCGACGCCCCGCCCCCCGAGAACCAGUGGUCCUGGCUGUCGGACCGGCGCGGGCGCGACCAGUUUGUGGCUCGCUUCGGGGACGAGACCGAGAUCUACUGGAACGACGUGGCCAAGCAGCAGCCGGAGGACGUGUACAAACGCUCCACCUGGACCGAGCUGUUCGUGCUGUGGACGCCGCGCGGCUCGGCGCUGGCCACGCUGCACCGCCAGGGGGUGGCGCUGUGGGGCGGCGACUCCUUCGGCCGCCUCAUGCGCUUCAGCCACCAGCUGGUCCAGCGCGUGGCCUUCUCCGCCGACGAGCGCUACGCCUACACCUUCUCGGAGGUGCCGCCGGCGGGGCCGCGCGACCCGCUCCGCUUCCUGCUCAUCGUCUGGGACGUGCGGUCGGGGCGCAAGCUGCGCGUGUUCGAGGGGCCGCAGGCCGAGUUCGCCGUCGGCGCCGCCGCGCGCCCCGACGGCGGCCUGGCCUGGGAUGCGUUCCGCUGGUCGGGGGGCGCCGCGCCCGGCGCGCCCUCCUUCCUGGCCCACCUGAAGAAGGGUGGGGUGGCGGUGUACGAGAGCCCCGACUUUGGCCUGGUGGACCGCAAGUCUGUCAAGCUGGACAGCGUGCAGAGCAUCGAGUGGUCGCCCGCCGGGCCGGUGCUGGCCGCCUACCAGGUGGAGGAGGGCAACAUGCCUGCGCGCAUCAUGCUCAUGCGCUUCCCCAAGAAGGAGGAGCUGAGGGCCAAGAACCUGCACUCCGUCGCCGGCGUGCAGCUGAGCUGGCACCCGCAGGGCGACUUCCUGGCGGUGGCGGUGGAGAAGUGGACCAAGAGCCACAAGUCCACCAACACCCACUUUGAGCUGUUCUCGCUGCGCGAGCGCGACACGCCCAUCGACAUGCUGGAGCUGCCCAACAAGGCGGAGAAGAUCCACGAGCUGGUCUGGGAGCCGCGCGGCGUGCGCUUCGCCAUCCUGCACGGCGACGGCUCGCGCCUCUCGGUCUCCAUCUACUCCAUGCGCGACGGCAAGCUGCCGGGCGCAAGGGGUGUCGCGCACCUGCACACCCUGGUCAACAAGCAGGCCUCCUCCCUGCACUGGAGCCCUGCGGGGCGAUUCCUGGUGCUGGCGGGGACCAAGCAAACCCAGAAUGGGCUCAUGGAGUUCUGGGACACGGAGGACAUGAGCCUGCUGUCUGCUGGCGAGCACUACAUGGCCACUGAGGUCCAGUGGGACCCCACAGGCCGCUACCUGACAACCGUGGUGAAUGCCCAGAACAGUACCGACAAUGGGUACUACAUCUGGUCCUUUGCCGGGCAGCUGCUCUACAAGGUUGAGAGGAAUCGCUUCUACCAGUUUCAGUGGAGGCCCCGCCCCCCGACGCUGCUGUUGGCGGAGAAGCAGAAGGCCAUCCUGAAGAACCUGAAGCACUACAGCAAGAAGUACGACGAGGAGGACGAGGCCAUUCUCAUGCAGGCGGACACCGAGUUCCUGGCCGCGCGCGAGAAGCAGAUGGAGGAGUGGCGCGAGUGGCAGGCCACCAAGGCUGAGUGGGCCGCGGAGCAGGCCGAGGCGAAGAAGGCGCUGCUUGGGGACAGGCUGCGCGACGGGGACUUCACCGUGCAGCUGGCGGAGGUCACGGUGGUGCUGGAGGUCAAGGAGGAGGCGGUGAAGCUGUGA